CCGCAUGUUCCCGUUCGAGCUUCGUUGCGACUCCUUCCGUUUCUACAACUCCAGCAGCUUGGUAUUCAGUGCUUCUCCCAGCGUCGAGCUACUUUCGAGUGUGAUCCGCUUGGAGAACGCCUGUCUGCCCUCUGGAGUUCCGUGUAGUUCUGUCACGUUUCCGGUUCCUGCGACCAGCGUGUGCUGCACGACGUUCCAGCCUUCCUCGUUGUACGUGCGUGCAGUGCACCCAGAGCCGUUCCUGUUUUCGUCUGACUCCAUCAACAUGAAGAGGACUUUGACUGGAGUUCCCGCGUCAGCCGGCCAGCCCUCGACAUCGGGAGCCUGCCAGCCCUCGACCUCGGGGACCAGCCAGCUUGCAACAUCUCAGGUAUGUGCACCGUCAUCUGGGAAUGGGUGUGCAUACUGUGGCAAGUUCUUUACUGUUAGCCAUAGUGCCAGACGGCAUGAGCGUGCGUGCCAGGCCAAUCCCGGCUCUACUACCGGAAGCCAAUUCCAUAUCUGCGGUAAGACAAUAAGCCGCAAAGACAGCUUGACCCGCCACAUUAGAACAUGUGAGGGCACCGUCGAGCAAAGCUCAGGCUCGAGGUGCAUUUACUGCGGGCAGCAAUUCACAUAUAGCCGUGAUGCCAGACGCCACGAAAAGAGCCAGUGCCAGUUCAAUCCUGGUCGUAUUAGCUAUAAAUGCGUACAGUGCCAGGGCGAAUUCACACGUAAAGAUACGUUGUUUGUGCACAUCAAGACGUGCAAUGGCCUGGCUCCACAGGCCGCUAAGAGACGGCGCACGGACGAGCCCUCUGGCCUGCAACAGCCCGGCCCCAGCACUCGCCCGCAAUACGUGGCGAGUGUGCCCGACCAGGCAUAGCGAGACUUGGAGGCGCAAGCGCCUGACCAGGCUCAGGUUGACUUGGAGGCAGGCGGUUCCGGGUUUGUUGAGGCGGAGAGCGCGUUCCGCAGAAAUUUGAAAACGUCAGUGGCAGUCAACAAUAGUGCGACCAAAGAUAUUUGCACGUACCUGGGCGAAAUGAAAAAUAACUUGAUCGAUCGCAUUUCCCAGGAAGUACGUGAAAAUGGCCCAGUAAAGUUCAAUGUAUGGCUUGAAUGUGAUUAUGCCAAGCCCGCUCCCUUCGAUGAAGGUGUAGACAAGAGUGCAUUCAAGACGAAGAAUAUACCCAUCUAUGAAGAGAGCGACAUUGAAGAGGCAGUAACGGAAUGUAUUGAGAAAAUAUGUAGGGAGGAAGACGAAUAUGUAAGUAAAGGCUCGGGGUGGACUCUGUCUGCAGUGAGGAAAAUUCAGCUACGUUUCAACAAGUUAGUACCACUGCGAGUCUCCUCCUACAUUGGUCUACCAUCCACAAUCAAGAACAGGAAAGCAUGCAUAAAUCCCAUGAACCUGGAAGAUAACGAGUGCUUCAAGUGGGCCAUACUGGCGCGGUACGUGGAGGGGGAGAAUCCACGCCGAGUCGGCCAUCGCUACCACGACCUGCAAGGUAAAUUUGAUUUUUCAGGGCUUGAGUUCCCCACCCCCUCCACCAAAUCAAAGUGUUUGAGAGGAACAACGAAGAUGUGUCUGUCAACAUCUACAGCAUCGAUGAGAACAACAAGAUCGCGCCAGUGCGUGUGGGGAAGGAGGAAAAGCAACACAAUUUCGACCUCCUGUUGCUAACGUCCGAAGAUAAGAACUCGCACUUUUUUUACAUAAAAAAUUUCUCAAGACUCGUCAGGCCCCAAAUCACAGCCCAUCAUGCGAAUAUACAUGUGUGUAAGAGAUGCUUCACGUACUAUCACGAUUUGCCACGAGAUUCAGGACUGACAGGGAAGCAGUGUCUCGACGCGCACAAGAAAUUCUGAAGCACACAUGCUCCUGUGCGCGUCGAGAUGCUUAAAGCUGACAAGAACGGCAAGCCACCUGUCCUGGAAUUUAAAAACUUCCACCACAUGUCAAAGAUGCCCAUCGUCGUUUACGCAGACUUUGAGGCCAUGCUCCUGCCCAUCUCAUCAUGCCAGCCAGACCCCAGCAAUCGAGCACACAGGCCUACCAGAAGCACGAAGCCUUUAGUUAUUGUAUAUAUGUCAAGGUGGAUAAUGAUGUGAUCCCAGCCACACUCACCACCUCGCUGCCGCAAGAGCCGAUUCUGUACAGGGGUCCCGAUGCUGAGACAAAAUUCGUGGAGGUCAUAGUUAAUAUCGGAAAUCAGGUUAAGGACAUAUACGAGACGAGCCUGCCAAUGACGUCGCUGACGACUCAAGAAUAUGUCAGCUUCGUCGCAGCCCAUCAGUGUUGCUACUGUAAAAAGUCAUUCACGGCCUACAACAUCAAAGUAAAGGACCACGACCAUUUUAGUGGUAAAUACCUUGGUGCCGCCUGCAACAGCUGCAAUCUCCUGCGCAGGCGGCCCAAGAAGCUUGUUGUGUACUUCCACAACCUGGGUUAUGAUGAAAAGUUUAUCAUCAAAAAACUGGGCUACGACAACAAGGAAAUAUUUAUUAUUCCCCACACGCAAGAGAAAAUGAUUACAAUCUCUAAGAAUCUGGGCAACAAAUUCUCCAUACAGUUUAUCGAUACAUUCAGGUUCAUGGCACGAAGUUUGGCGUCCCUUGCGUCGUACCUGCCAGCCGACAAAUUCGUUGAAACAUCAAAAUUCUUCACCCAAAAUGAAUUGAAUCUUGUAACAAGAAAAGGUGUGUUCCCCUACGACUACGUGACCUGCUGGGAAAAACUUGACGAGCCACAACUGCCUGCGAAAGAGGAGUUUUACAAUAUAUUAAAUGACAGCCAUAUCAGCGAUGCAGAAUACAGACAUGCGCAGGCAGUGUGGAGCGAGUUCGGCUGCGUGACCCUUGGUGAAUACAGCGACGUCUACCUCAAGACGGACAUGCUGCUGCUGACGGAUGUGUUCGAAAACUGUCGACAGCUCUGCCUCAAGACCUACGGCAUCGACUGCAGCCACUACGUCAGCGCGCCAGGGUUCACGUUCGACGCAAUGCUAAAGCAUACAAAGGUACAGCUGGAGUUGAUGACCGACUACGACAUGCACAUGUUCGUCGAAGCUGUGAUCAGGGGCGGGGUUGCUCAAGCGGUCAAGCGCCACUGUAAGGUCAACAACGUCUGCCUUCCCUGCACCUACGAUCCCAGCCAGUCAUCAACCCACGUCAUGUACCUGGACGCCAACAACCUCUAUGGAUGGGCCAUGUCCCUGCCUCUUCCCGCCAACGGCUUCAGGUGGGCGGGCACGGACAUUGACGUCAUGAUCAUACCGGACGAGGGGCGGAUGGGGUACAUCCUACAAGUGGAUGUUGAGUACCCAUCCGCCCUGCAUGACAAGCACAAGGACCUGCCGUUCCUACCCAUCAACAAGUGCCCGCCCGGCUCGCUUACACGCACGUCGAGGCUGGAGUGGCACCUAGAUGGUGACUGCGGCACGGCGCUCAGGAUCUAG
Molecule: messenger RNA, 3440 nt
Organism: Bacillus rossius redtenbacheri
Lineage: Eukaryota; Metazoa; Arthropoda; Insecta; Phasmatodea; Bacillidae
Exons: 5
Coding region: 2001-3440 (479 amino acids)
Biological process (GO): DNA replication
Molecular function (GO): DNA binding; DNA-directed DNA polymerase activity; nucleotide binding
Source: RefSeq, a predicted model, not a curated record